Molecule: messenger RNA, 4132 nt
Organism: Oryzias melastigma (Indian medaka)
Lineage: Eukaryota; Metazoa; Chordata; Actinopteri; Beloniformes; Adrianichthyidae
Product: potassium/sodium hyperpolarization-activated cyclic nucleotide-gated channel 2
Exons: 7
Coding region: 562-2427 (621 amino acids)
Biological process (GO): potassium ion transport; transmembrane transport
Cellular component (GO): membrane
Molecular function (GO): voltage-gated potassium channel activity
Source: RefSeq, a predicted model, not a curated record
CGCGAGGGGAGGGGGCUGCGUCACGUGGGCGGGCGGGGGUUAAAUGGACGCUCAAGCCGAUUAUGAAAAAGGCCACCGAGCUCCCGCCGCAAUCUGCGCCGCUCCUCACAGCGCGCGGCUGCAGCUGCGGAGGAUGUUUGCGGCGUCUGCGCAGAUCUCCUGAGCUCUGCAGACACUCGGAUGAAGAAACAAGGACUUUGUACUUUUUAAACAUGGAGGUUUAUUUCUGGAGAACUUUUUGAUCAACUUUGAACAUUUUUUUAACUUCAGAUAUUUUAAAUUUGAUUUUACAGUCAAAUGUAAAAUGGCUUCUGGAUCAAACUGUGUCAGAAGCUGAUCUUCCUGCAGACGCUUCCUGCAGACGUCCCUCAUCCUGCAGACGUCCCUCAUCCUGCAGACGUCCCUCAUCCUGCAGACGUCCCUCAUCCUGCAGACGUCCCUCUUCCUGCAGACGUCCCUCCUCCCGAAGACGUCCCUCAUCCUGCAGACGUCCCUCAUCCUGCAGACGUCCCUCUUCCCGAAGACGUCCCUCUUCCUGUUCAGGUCUUCUAAACUCCAGUCAUGACCAGCCCAGCCAGGAGUGCUGCAGAGGAGCAGAAGGUCGUGGGGGAAAGUCCGUCCCACAAACCAGAGAUCUCCAGGUACCGCAGCUGGAGCAGCCUCCGCUUCUCCAGGUGGAGAAGCGGCUCCCAGAGGACCACCCCCCCAGCCACUCCAUCCCCAAAGACAGAAAAGAGGAGCGACGUGACCAGGACGCUCUUCUCCUUGGUCAAGACCCACAACGAUGACUACACGGCCGACCCCGACGGCCUGCUGGACAUCAACGGCGAGGGCGAAGGCGGCAUGGAUGAGAUCCUCCAGGACCAGUCCACCUACUUCCAGAAGCAGCUGGGCUCCAUGCUGCAGCCCGGCGUCAACAAGUUCUCCCUGCGCAUGUUUGGCAGCCACAAAGGGGUUGCUGCGGAGCAGGAGAGGGUCAAGAGCUUCGGCGUGUGGAUCAUCCACCCCUACAGUGACUUCAGGUUCUACUGGGACAUCGUCAUGCUCCUGCUGAUGAUGAGCAACCUGGUGAUUUUGCCCUGGGGCAUCACCUUCUUCGAGGACCAGAACACGCUGCCCUGGAUCGUCUUCAACGUCCUGUCGGACACGCUCUUCCUCAUGGAUCUCAUCUUCAACUUCCGCACCGGCAUCCUGGUGGAGGACAGUCACGUCAUCCUGGACCCCAAAGAGAUCCGGAUGCACUACAUCCGGACCUGGUUCCUGGUCGACUUCGUCUCCUCCAUCCCGGUCGACUACAUCUUUCUGGUGGUGGACCUGGAGGGGCGGCACGAGUCGUCUGACGUGUACCGCACCGCCCGCGCCCUCCGCAUCGUCCGUUUCACCAAGAUCCUCAGUCUGCUGCGUCUGCUGCGGUUGUCCCGCCUGAUCCGAUACAUCCACCAGUGGGAAGAGAUCUUCCACAUGACCUAUGACCUGGCCAGCGCCGUGGUGCGGAUCGUGAACCUGAUCGGGAUGAUGCUGCUGCUGUGCCACUGGGACGGCUGCCUGACCUUCAUGGUGCCCAUGCUGCAGGACUUCCCUCCAGACUGCUGGGUUUACAGGAACAACAUGGUGAAUGCAACCUGGCACAUCCAGUACUCCUACGCCCUUUUCAUGGCCAUGAGCCACAUGCUCUGUAUCGGGUAUGGCGCCAACCCCCCCGAGGGCAUGACUGACGUCUGGCUGACCAUGAUCAGCAUGGUCGUGGGCGCUACCUGCUACGCCAUGUUCCUGGGCCACGCCACCAAUCUGGUCCAGUCUUUGGACGCGUCGCACCGGCAGUACCAGGAGAAGUACAAGCAGGUGGAGCAGUACAUGUCCUUCCAUAAACUCCCCGCGGACGUGAGGCAAAGGAUCCACGACUACUACGAGCAUCGCUUCCAGGGCAAGAUGUUCGACGAGGACAGCAUCCUGGGGGAGCUGAGCGACCCUCUGAAGGAGGAGAUCGUCAGCUAUAACUGCCGCGGCCUCGUCGCCAACAUGCCGCUCUUCGCCAACACUGACCCUCAUUUCGUGACGGUAAUCCUGACCAAGCUUCGCUUCGAGGUCUUUCAACCCGCAGAUUUCAUCAUACGAGAAGGAACGCUGGGUCGCAAAAUGUACUUCAUCCAGCACGGCACCGUCACGGUCAUUCCCCGCGGAAGUAAGGAGAUUAGACUCAGCGAUGGAGCAUAUUUCGGGGAGAUCUGCCUGCUGACUCAGGGACGCCGCACGGCCAGCGUGAGGGCGGAGACCUACUGCCGCCUGUACUCGCUGAGCGCAGACGACUUCAACGAGGUCCUGGAGGAGCAUCCUCUGAUGAGGAGGGCCUUCGAGAGUGUGGCGGUGGACCGCCUGGACAGGGUCUCCCGACGGUCCAGCUAUCAGCCCCCGACCGACCCCGAGUGACCUCCGACCUCUGACCCAAACGCCACUUUACAGCUUGUGGUUCUGGAGAAACUCCAACCAGUCAGACAGUUUGUUUCAAACAUGCUAAAAUGAAUUUAGUGCAGACGGAAAGAACACGGAGAGAAACCCAAAUGUUAUUAAUAAUAUGAGCUUUAUCACUAAAACACAAAAUGUUUAUUCUAUUUACCUGAAUGGGGUCAGACGACGUGGGAGGAUUAUGGUCACCAGAAAAGAAUAAAAUAUGAGAAGAAACUUAUGAAACUGUGACUCAAAUUUUACAGAAUAAAAUCACAAAUUUACUCUUUAAAAAGUCAUAAUUUUACAAAUACAAAUGUAGUAGGAAUUUUAUGAAAAUAACAUUCCAAAAACCAAACAAGUGAAGCCGACUGACAGAUUGUUGAGCAGCGUGACGUCCAUCCUCUCAGUCGUCUGCUGCAUCAGGUAAACUUGUUCUUGUUCAAACAUUUUAAAAACUGAAUGUAACAUUUUAUUUUGAAAAAAUGUUUCCUUGCAAAGUCAGAACUUUUUGAAGCAACUUUUACAACUUUAUUCCUGUAAAUUGUGAAAGUUUUUCUCAAACUUGUGUAACUUUAUUCCCAUAAAAUGACCUUUUUUCAUACUUUAUUCUCAUAUAUUUCCUUUCCUGUUGGCCCUAAUACUCCAUCGGAAUUCGCUGAUGGAUGUUUGGAACUUUUUGUUACUGUUGUCAAAUUCAGGGUUUUGGUUUUCUCCGUCAUUCCUGUGCAGCUUUCAGUUUUUGUAAUCUCACAAACACAUUUGGGUCAUAAAAAGUUGUAUUUCUGAAACCUUCACACUCGUCUGCACAUCCGACCGGCUCCAACGUGGAGCUUCACAUCCGACCGGCUCCACGACUCCAACGUGGAGCUUCACAUCCGACCGGCUCCAACGUGGAGCUUCACAUCCAACCGGCUCCAACGUGGAGCUUCACGUCCGACCGGCUCCAACGUGGAGCUUCACGUCCGACCGGCUCCAACGUGGAGCUUCACAUCCGACCGGCUCCAACGUGGAGCUUCACAUCCGACCGGCUCCAACGUGGAGCUUCACAUCCGACCGGUUCCAACGUGGAGCUUCACAUCCGACCGGCUCCAACGUGGAGCUUCACAUCCGACUCUGCUGCUCAGUCGAGUCUGGAGUUCACAUCCCAGGAAAAUCCAAUGAUGGCAGAAAAUGAUCUGUAAAUAAAACUUUGUUUAUGAUAUUGUUUAUCUAGUUACAUUUCCACCAUAUUGAUGUUGCAUUGCAUCGUCUCUGAUGUCGAUAACUCAGUUCAAAGUUAUGAAUUUAUGUAUAAUUUUGUUUGUGUUUAAAGUACUCAGUGACAAACCAUGAAAACCAUCAAAUCUUAUGUAUAGAGUAUUUAGAAUUUAUGCUUUUUAUCACAGACUGUUUGACUUUUAACCUGAAAAACUGCUUAAAACCGUAACUGUAAUUGAAUGUCUCACAGUUAGCAGCCAAUCGUUUCUAUUGAUUGUUGAUAUCAACCAACAGCUGUUUUUCUAUUCACUCUACUGUCAUCAUUGUGUAAACUCUCAUCAGAUACUUCUAAAAUCUGUUUGCUUUUGCAUCAAUGUGUUCAACUAAAAAGAAAUCACAAUUAUUUCAAAUUCUGAGCUGAAAUUCUUUUUAUGAAAUCAUGUACAUACAAAUAUUUUUGCCCAGAAAACAUAAAUAUACAUUUAUUUUC